UUCAUUUUCACAUAGAAACCAAAGCCCCAGCUUCGGACCCGAGCCACUCGGCUUCGUCCGCCGAGCCCCAGCCUCGGCCCGAACCUCAGUUUUGUUCCUCAGUUCGUUGAAAAUUUCGCACUAUUUCGAUCACUUUUUAUCUCUCUGUCUGUCUAUCUCUCUCUGUCAAAGACGCCCAUUUACUCACUCUUCGAUUCAAACCCUAACGCUUCGCAAUCAGACACUCUCGGAGGAUCGGUUCGGAGCUUCAAUGGAGGCCGCUCGACGUUACUGAUAAGUUUUGAGGGCGGGAAACGUGGCAAGGAGUAACCAAAUGUAUAGGAUGAGGUAAUUUUUCUCCUCACAAAAUUUUAGCUGCUGAGUAUUUGUGGGCUGGAUCAUCUAUGCCUGGCAACGAAGUUGGAGACAGGGUCCACAAUUUCUUUGGCCAAGAGAACUUGUCUGAGGACCAGCAUCAUUCACAGGUUGUUCAUGGGAACUGGCCUGGAUUAAAUAACAAUCUAUUGGUUGGAAGCCAGAGACAGAUUGGUGCAUCUUUUAUUUCUGAUUUAAAGAAUUACAAUGUACAACAAUCAGACUCUGAGAGGGGAGAUGGAAGUCAGUCUUCAAGAGUACCACAUAGUUUCAACUUGGCACAAUCAAAUUUGAGGCCUGAGUUUGGCAGAAAUUUGUCUCAGAAUCAGCAGACAACUCUGAAUGGCCAUGUGCAUGGGCAGCAGUUUUUCCAGACAAGGCAGAAUGAGGCGAACUUUUUGGGAAUGGAUACAGAAUCUGAUCGCAAUAAUUUGACAUCAAGAGGCAUAUCUAUUCUUGCUUCACAGCGAGGGAAUGCUCCUGAGCUUAGUAGGAAAAACUUAUCAAGGUUGGAAGCUACUGAAUCUCCGGUUAAUUUUGAUUUUUUUGGAGGCCAGCAGCAAAUGAGUGGCCAGCAGCGUGGCAUGCUGCAGUCUUUGCCAAGGCAGCAGUCGGGGAUCAAUGACAUGCAGCUACUACAGCAACAAGUCAUGCUCACACAAAUGCAAGAAUUUCAGAGGCAGCAACAACUUCAGCAACUAGAGGCAAGGCAACAGAGUUCUAUGAAUCAGGUUUCCCCUGUCCAAAAACAGACAGCUCCCAACCAUUCAGCUGCCCUAAUCAAUGGCAUUCCUAUUAACGAGGCAUCUAAUUAUCCAUGGCCGCCUGAGCUUGUGGCAGGUAACACGAACUGGCUGCAGCGUGGUGCAUCUCCAGUUAUGCAAGGGUCUUCUAGCGGACUUGUGUUAUCCCCUGAGCAAGGCCAGGCACUAUGUUUGAUGGGAUUGGUUCCUCAACAGGUUGAUCAGUCGCUUUGUGGGGUUCCUAUUUCAAGUGCAAGAAGUACUUCUCAUGUUCAAAUGGAUAAGCCUGCAUUGCAGCAGGUAUCAGUUGGUGGUAAUUCCUUUUCGGGUCAUCAAUAUGCUACAUUUCCUGGUCCAGUUAGCAUGCAAGAUGAACCUUUGGCUUCCAGGCAGGAUUUUCAAGCUAAGAAUGUUUUUGGUCCUGCUGCUGGCCAAGGCUUAAACAGUGGAUUUAAUUUGGAAAACUUUCAGCAAGUGAAUCCCCAGCGAAGAAAUGCAUCCAUGCAGGAAUUCAAUGGGAGGCAAGAGCUAGGUGGGUCUUCAGAAACAUCACAGGAGAAAACACUGAUUCAGGUUGCCCCUUCACAGAGCGUGUCUUCCCUAGAUCCAACGGAAGAAAAGAUUUUGUUUGGUUCAGAUGAAAAUCUGUGGGAUGCCUUUGGCAGGAGUGCAGGGGGUUAUAGUAUGUUGGAUGGCACAGAUGUUUUUAAUGGACUUCCUUCUGUGCAAAGUGGGAGUUGGAGUGCUCUUAUGCAAUCUGCUGUAGCUGAAACUUCUAGUGCUGAAAUAGGGAUUCAGGAAGAGUGGAGUGGUCCAACUUUUGGGAACGCAAGACCUCCGACUGGGAAUCAGCAGCCCUUAAGCAUUAAUGAUAGUAGCAAACAGCAAGGCUGGGCUGAUAAUAACUUGCAGACUGCUAAUUUGAAUUCUAGACCUUUUCCCCAUUCUGACGAUGCAAAUAGGCCCACUACGAGUACCAAUUAUUUUAAUGUUCAAGGAUUUCAGCAAUCAGGACUCAAAACGUUGCAUCAACAGGGUGACAGAUUGCAGGAUAGUUCUUCUCAUAGAACUAUUCCACAGUUUCAGGAAGAAGGAAGCAAAUGGUUAGAUCGUAGCCCUCGUCAAAAGCCACUUGCUGAAGGCAGUCAUAUAUAUGGAAAUGCUGCUCAGUCUUCAUGUCCAGAAACAAAAACCAAGAGCAUUUCAGGUUCUUGGGCCCAUCAACAGACCAUAUCUUCAUAUAACAGUGGUGGCCAGCCCUACAAUAGAUCAAAUGGUUGGAACUUUAUUGAAUCUGUGUCACCUGAUAGUGCUGCUACUCUGAAACAUCAUGAAAAUGAAAAAUCAUCUCAAAUGACUCAGAGUAGUGAUCAUAAGGGAAACUCACAUGAGGAAAUUGGUCAUGUUGCCGGUAGAUGGAAGAAUGCUUCUGUUCCCAAUUCAUCUGUUGAAUUGGGACAUACAAAAUCUGGCAUAGGUAGUCUGCAGGUAUAUAGGGAAGAUUCAAGUUCUAAUAGUGUUGCUGCAGUACCUAAUUCAAGCACUUCAAGGGCCAGCCAGGAAAGAAGCCAGCAGCUAAAUAAUAAUAAUAUUGAUUUGUGGAAAGAUGUUGAUUCUUCAGGGAGCUCCAAAGGAAAGGAGGUUCUGGGGAAAUACCAACAUCAUCUCAACGAGAGCUCUCAAGUUUUGGAGUCAUCAGGGAAUAAUGGCUUGGACAAGGCAGCGGGUGAAAUGCAUGAAACAGAGAACUCGAAUAGAAAAGAGAACUCAAGUGACAGUUUUCGCUCUAACAUGUAUCAACAAACUUCCACUGGUGGUUUGAGAGAGAAUGUCUGGUUGGAUGCUAGUGACUCCCGUGCUUCGACUGGGGGCAAACAAAAGUUAUCUAGUCAAGGUAAUCGAAAACCUGGAACUCGCAGAUUUCAGUAUCAUCCAAUGGGGGAUGUAGAUGUUGAUGUGGAGCCUUCUUAUGGCGCAAAACAUAAUUCAAAUUCACAGCCCAUGGCUCAGCAGGUUUCUCAAGGAUUAAGAGGUCAUGACCAGGUGUACAUUGGCCAGUCAAGAUUUGCUGGUCACACCAAUAGAAAUUCUAUGGAAUUGGAGAAGGGCCGUUUACCUGGUUUUCAGGGUGACACAAAAGGCUUAGAUGAGAUAACUUUGAAUAGCAUGCUUCCAGGUCAUGUACCUAAUUCCUCUGCUCCCUUUGACAAAUCUGUGGGUACUUAUGACCCUAACAUGACAGUAACAUCGAGUCAAAAUAUGCUUGAGCUUCUUCAUAAGGUGGAUCAAUCAAAUGAACUUGGCACCAGAACGCACGUUGGCUCUUCUGAUCGCUAUCUGUCUUCUGAGAUGUGUGAAACGGAAACUUCUGAUGGAUCUGGUGGUCAUCUUCAGCGAAAACAGUCUUCUGCUACUCAAGGUUUUGGUUUACAGUUGGCACCUCCAUCUCAACGGUCGCCAAUUCCUGAUCGUGCCUUAUCUUCCCAGAGCUCCUCACAAACAGUUCUUGGUUCAUCUCAUGUAGCUUCUGGGAGUGGGGAUAAGGGUAACACAUGGUUGGCUUCCGCAGCCUCCGUUCAGUCUUUGUCAUCUUCACGUGAAUCAUCUCAAGGUGAAUUUAGGAAUAACAUUUCUGGUAGUUCAGGACCAACCGGUAAUAUACCUUCACAAUAUGGUGUCCAGGGAAAUUUUUCUGCAGCUUUUGCUUCUGGUUCUCCUUUCUCAAGAAGUCAUCUUCAGGCUCAGCACAUGACUGUUGCAAGUGGACAAGUAAUGUCGAAUCAACCUGUAGACAUAUCUUUCGAUAGGCUUCCUUCCCAAUCGAAACAGAGAGAUCAAUCUGGUGAGAGAACUCCAACGGGUCAAUCUGCACUGGCAGCAGUGACAGAUAUGUCUACAAGCACUCGUCAAAAUAACCUUGCUUGUUCUGCGGAGAUGCCCCAUUCUAGAGAUCCAGCCCUACAAAUCCCAUCUUCCGAGGCCAUGCCAGUCUCUCUGCCUUGUGUUACAUCUGGCAUGUCUCAACCAGGUGCUUUUUCAAAAAUGUUACCUAAUUUAUGGAACAGUGUUUCAAGCCAGCAACACUUGUCAGGUCCCCAGCUAUCCAAGGUUCCGUCCAAUUUAUUAAAGUCCCAUCUUCAAUCAGAUAACAAUUCUGGACCUCUGACGCUUGAUAAUCAAGAUCCCCAGAGAGGAGGGAGUGGUCAGCCUGGAUUUGGUGCAAGUUCUAUAAAUUCACAAGGCUUAGUUGGGAAAGAGCAUUCUAUGAAAGAAAGCCCUGGUCAGCAAGUGUCGGCUGAGAAUAUUGACCAUGUCGAAAAGACAUUGAGUCUAUCACAGGGAAAGGAAUCUGUUGUAAAGCGUCUUUCUGAUUCUACUCAUUCAAAUGCUGCUGCUACCCAAAGAGACAUUGAAGCUUUUGGCCGUUCUUUAAGACCAAAUAAUGUCAUGCAUCAAAACUACUCCUUACUGAAUCAAGUACAAGCCAUGCAAUCCGAGAUUGAUCCAAGUAAUCGUAGUGUGAAGAGAUUUAGAGGUCCAGAUUCUGGUGUGGAUGUACAACAGGUAGCUCCCAAAGGAGGACAGCCACUAUCAUAUGGAUACAAUACUAUGAUGAGAGAAGCAUCAGAUGAUCAUAGUUCAGGUCCAUCUGGAGAUUCUAAGAUGCUAAGCUUUUCAGCUAAGCUAGGGGAAAGUCGGGAUACAAAUGCAUCUUCUCAGGACAUCCUUGCAUUUGGUCAGGACAAUUCUCAUAAUUUAUCUAGUAGUAAUGAUGCAGCUGGUGUUCAGGCUGAGCAUUCUCAGAUUAGUCCCCAGAUGGCACCAUCUUGGUUUGAGCGGUAUGGAAGCCUAAAAAAUGGGCAGAUGUUACCAUCGUAUGAUGGGCGGAAAACUGCCACUGCCAAGGCUUUGGAACAGCCUUUCAUUGUUGGGAAGCCGUCUGAUGAGUUGCUUGCUCAUAAUUCAGUCGAGCAAGUUAAUGCUGCUGCCAGUGCUAGCCAUCUUGGUUAUGUCAGGCAAGGUUCUACCUCUACAUCAGUAGCAAAUGAACAGCUAUCAACCCCUCAUUUAUUGUCUUCUGAUGUCACUGAUCAAAGUCUAGUUGUGAGACCAAAGAAGCGUAAAAGUGCUACCUUAGGACUUAUACCAUGGCAUAAAGAACUGACAGAGGGUUCCCAAAGGCUUCAGAGUAUCAGUGCAGCAGAAUUAGUCUGGGCCCAAGCAGCAAAUCGACUGAUUGAGAAGGUGGAUGAUGAAGCUGAAGCGGUUGACGAUGGACUGCUUAUGCUUAGACCAAAAAGAAGGCUUUCUUUGACGACACAGCUUAUGCAGCAACUGCUUCGCCCUGCUCCAGCUGUAGUUCUCUCUGCAGAUUCUAGCUCACACUAUGAGAGUGUGGCUUACUUUAUUGCUAGAUCAACACUAGGGGAUGCAUGCAGUGCAAUAUCUUGCUUUGGAAGUGAUACCCAUAUGCCUUAUGACAGCAGAAACCUCCUGUCUGAGAAGCUUAGAAGAUCUGGUAGAAGUGAUGAUCAGUGCUUAAAAGUUAUCGAAGACUUCAUUGGCAAAGCGAGGAAGCUGGAAAAUGAUCUGUUGAGACUGGAAAAUAGAGUCUCAAUAUUAGACUUAAGAGUGGAAUGCCAGGAUCUAGAGAAGUUUUCUGUCAUCAACCGUUUUGCCAAAUUCCACGGGCGGGGGCAGGUUGAUGGGCCCGAAGCCUCAUCAUCCUCCGAGACUACUGCAAAUGCUCAAAAAUCCUUCCCCCAGAGAUAUGUUACUGCACUUCCAAUGCCUAGGAAUCUUCCAGACAGGGUACAAUGUCUUUCACUUUGAUCAUUAAUUAAUUGAUUUUUUUCCUCUUUCUCAGUCAAUUGUCUCCACAUCCCUGGUGCUUCUAUGGUCCAUUUUCUUUCAACUUAUAUAAUGGUUACUUGCUCUGAAACUAUAGAACCACAGGGGUGGGAAUGUAGGAGAAGAAUGGAUAGUAGAAUGUCUCCUUAAAACCGAUGGAGGCUGUUAGAUCUUUGCAAAAUCUAGGCCAUUGAUGUCGUUCUUGAGAAAUAUAAGUUGGUUCCCUGUAUACUUUGAUAGUCUAGAAAGAAACUGCAUUACUGCAAUGCCCCGUCAUUUUUCAGUAACUGGGGAGGGCAGAAGCACAUUCUGGUUUUCAGCAGCUAUAAUUCCAGGUAAUAAAUGUGAAUCGUUCCCAAGUUUUGGAGCAUGA
This is a messenger RNA of Alnus glutinosa, 6321 nucleotides long. RefSeq lists its product as uncharacterized. The transcript is spliced from 10 exons. Bases 384 to 5930 code for a protein of 1848 amino acids. The record is from RefSeq and is a predicted model, not a curated record. NCBI's taxonomy places the organism in Eukaryota, Viridiplantae, Streptophyta, Magnoliopsida, Fagales, Betulaceae.